AUGACAGGGUCAACUGUGAAGUUCCCAACAGCCGAGGAAACUCUCAAGCACCCUGCAUAUCCAACUACGGUAUGGGGACUUGAGCCUCACCAGCAUGGUCUCUUCCCGGCUGCGAAGGGCCGCGGCGGGCCUAUCAACAUCGCAUGGGAAGUCCAUGGCUCCGGCCCUACCAAGAUUGUCUUCAUCAUGGGCCUGGCUGGUGCUGCGUUCGCAUGGCAGUGCCAAACCCUCUACUUUGGUCAUGACAAGGGCGGCCAGUACUCCAUCCUCGUGCUGGACAACCGAGGCAUCGGCGGGAGCGACAAGCCCUUGCUGCGGUACUCGACCAGCGAGAUGGCCCUCGACGUGAUCGAGAUCCUCGACCAUCUCGGCUGGACAAAGGACGACCGCCAGGUCCACGUCGCAGGCAUCUCGCUCGGAGGGAUGAUCGCCCAGGAGAUCGCCUACAAGAUACCCGAGAAGCUCGGCUCGCUCAACCUCCUGUGCACCACGGCCGAGUUCAAGAAUGCCACCAACUACGGGGACUACUUCCGGGAGCGCCUCUUCUUCCUCGUCCCGACGUCCGAGGAGGACAACAUCCUGGGCACGGCGCGCAAGUGUUUCCCCGAGGAGUGGCUCGCCUCGCCUGACGAGUGCGCCCUGCCCGACCCGAGCACGACGCCCAGGUGCAAGCCUGCGCCUGGCACAGAGGAUGGGAAGUAUCUCCGCUUCGACUCCAACUACCAGCGGUUCAUGGCGCAGAGCCUGCUGAAGCGCCGUGUGCCGGAUUUCUUCACCCGCCAGGGAUUUGUAUGUCAGCUGAUGGCUGCGGGAUGGCACAGGAAGAGUGAGGAGCAGUUGCGGCAGAUCGCGGACACGGUGGGGAGGGACAGAAUCAUGGUGGUUCAUGGAACCAUUGACAAGAUGAUCAGCCCUCCCAACGGCGAACGACUGGUAAAGAUCAUGGAGCCUACCAAGAGCGUCGUCGAAGAAGGCAUGGGCCACGCCCCUCCGCUGGAGAGGGCGCAGUGGCUGAAUGAGCUGCUCGAGGAGAGGAUCCGCGAAUGCGAGAAGUUGUAA
Messenger RNA from Clonostachys byssicola, 1059 nucleotides. The record is from the annotation of a GenBank genome assembly. Lineage: Eukaryota; Fungi; Ascomycota; Sordariomycetes; Hypocreales; Bionectriaceae.